This is a messenger RNA of Micropterus salmoides (largemouth bass), 2637 nucleotides long. Its product is annotated as coxsackievirus and adenovirus receptor homolog. Gene Ontology annotation, biological process: cell surface receptor signaling pathway; cellular response to lipopolysaccharide; T cell costimulation. Gene Ontology annotation, cellular component: external side of plasma membrane. The record is from RefSeq and is a predicted model, not a curated record. NCBI's taxonomy places the organism in Eukaryota, Metazoa, Chordata, Actinopteri, Centrarchiformes, Centrarchidae. The transcript has 3 exons. The coding region runs from base 1137 to 1805 and encodes 222 amino acids.
UUGAUGUAAUAAACUUUUAUGAUCAAGAACAGUGUCAAGCGGGUUUCUUCUCAACACAUUAUUGCAGCAUUAUUGUUCGGACACCACAGUCCCUAAGCAACAUACUUAACCCCCAGUUGCUCCAGAUGAUAAAUAAUAUGAUAAAAACAGACGUGGGCCACUUUAGGUAAAGUAUAACUUGAAUAAGUAAACUCCUCUUCUUUACCAAGUUGGUCAGUAAGGAAUCUUGUUUAAAUUGUUGUUGACAACAACAAACGGUUUGUCAUGUGAAAGCACCACUCGUAAUCGUUGCCCAGCACUACUUUGUAUGUUUUAUUUGAAUGUCAGUAUGUCUGACACACACAGUAUUGAUUAUUUGUUUUAUUAUUUAAUGGUAGUGUAAGACCUGGAGGCUUCUCUGUGGGCCCUCCCUUGAGGCCUCCAGGAGAGCCACAUGUCUGACACCACUGUGACGAUGCAAGACAAACACAAACACACGCUAAUAUUCAGAUGCACAUUUCACCUAUUUCACAUUUCACAUAUUGCAUUCAACCCACAUUUAUGUUACAACUGACAACCAGACUAUGAGGUGAAUUAUAACAUUUUACUUCUUGUGUUUGAGUCUAAAAGCAUUUUCUGUCUGUGUUGCAGAGAAAACACAUCAUUUAUUAGCAAACACACGUGACUAAUUUGUGUCACAUUUUGAAGGCUGUGGCUUAAAAGAGCUCCAAGGUACAGACAGAAACGUCAAAAAUGUUUCAACUCAUAAUGCAAACUACAUAUUUUUUCUCAAAUCACUCCCAACAUUUUUAACAUGACUUUUGUUGUUUUUAGAGCACAUUAAAGUUUGCUUUGCAGUAACAACUGUCAUAAUAAUAUAACAUAAUUCCUCUUUUCUGUUGGAAGUUUGCAUCACAUUAUAGUGUUCAUGUUAUUAUGUGCACAUUCUGUAGCACUUUAAUGUCAUUACUCAUCAAACAAUCUUGUAGUUUAUAUAUUUUUGUUGUUGUUUUGGCCUAUAUGCGUGUAAUGCAGUAAACAGUUCAGCUUUCUUUGAAAUCACGUGACACAUUUCCUCCUCGCUUGUUUGGGCGGGUCUACUGUAAAAACAAAAAACUAUACAACAGGAAGAAGAACCCAGUCUGCGCUCUGCUGUCAUGGUCGCUUUAACAUCAGCGCCAUUCGUGGCUUUGUUCGCUUGUUCAUGGAUCUUUGUUCUGUGUCAAGGGACACAGGAGCUGAAGGAGACAGUGAAGCCUGGAGAGGACGCCACUCUUCAGUGUCGGGGUCACAGAGGUGCUGACAUAGAAGUGAUAAAGUGGAACAGACCUGACCUGAAGUCAGAUGAUAUUUAUGUCUUCUUCUUCAGAGACAACUGCUCAUAUGAAAACAACACGCAUGAAUCUUAUCGUGGUCGAGUGAAGCUGAGAGAUCCAGAGAUGAAGGACGGAGACGCUUCUGUGAUUCUGAAGAACGUCAACAUCAACGACACUGGAACAUAUCAGUGUCGGGUUAGAGAGAAAAAGGAGAAAGGCAAAGCUGAACUGAUCAGCAUCAUCAUGCUGACAGUGACAGAGCCAGGUCACACAGCUGGACACAAGGAGGGAGGAGACAAGGAGGGAGGAGACAAGGAGGGAGGAAACAAGGAGGAAGGAGACAAGGAGAGAAAUGUUGGACUGAGAGUCGCUCUGCCAGUUUGUGUGAUUGUUCUUGUUGUUGUUGUUGUUGUUGUUGUUGUUGUGAUCUUUAAAAAAUAUAUCAGACCCACAGGGAAUCAACAACCUGCUAUAAACAGACAUGAACUGCAGAACCUGCAGAGAGAUUAAGAGACCAGAGGCAGCAGAUGAGAAUUAGUGAGGAUCCAGACUGAAGUCACUCUGUUUACUGUGGGGAGCAGUGAUUGGUCGUUACUCUCUGGCUGCUGAUUGGUGGACUGAACGUGCUGCUGGACAGAAGAAACACAUUCCUCCUGUAAAAUAAACCUGAGCUGUUGACACACGUCUGAUUUCACCUGGAGGCAGGUUAAUGCCAGAUGGGCUGACUGACCAGCAGCUCUGUGGGACAAACAAUAUGACCUGAUGCUGGAACAGCCAGCUGAUUGUUAAUUACACGAAGUGGUACAGACCGUCGGCACCUCCCCCCACCCCUUCAAGUGGAUCCAUCCAUCCAGGUAGAGUCAGAGGUCAAAUACAAAUUAAACGGGUAAAGGACCAAAAGAGAGAAAAAGCUCCAAAUGUUUUAAAUCAACAGUUACUGAUGUCAGUGCCGCUCAACAUCCUGCUAGCUGCAGUUAUAACACUAACAGUCUGUUCUGGAUGACGGAGCUGGACUUUGUUCCCAGUCCGACCCUGAAGAGCUCAGUCCCUGUUGUUCACUCACCGACCUGCAUCAGCCUCGGUGAACACAUCUAAAUUUGACGUCUGUCGCCACUGUGGUGUUUUGAAGAGUGGGUGUGGUGGUGCUUGCGUGGAUAUUUAGACUAAGUUUCUAACAGGGCCGUGUCGACUUUGUAGCCGCGUGUGAGCAAGGUAACCCCUGGCAGUGGCAAAUAGCUUUGGUUUAAUGUUUGAUUUGAUUACAUUAAUGUUUCAGUUGAGAUUUACAAGAAAUAUUUUAUUGCUACUGUGUAAAGGGAAUUGACUCAUCCACCAUUGUGUC